Molecule: messenger RNA, 627 nt
Organism: Aspergillus nidulans FGSC A4
Lineage: Eukaryota; Fungi; Ascomycota; Eurotiomycetes; Eurotiales; Aspergillaceae
Product: SANT/Myb-like DNA-binding domain-containing protein
Exons: 3
Coding region: 1-627 (208 amino acids)
Source: RefSeq, a predicted model, not a curated record
AUGGCAGAACGAAUACUCUCCUCGCCGAUGCCACGCAAUCGGUGGGAAAGCUGGGGAGACGAUUAUCUUGAGCAACAAGUCCUGACCUAUACAGGCGAUGCGGGAGAUCGGCAAGCUAAGCACGGGCAAGGAAGCAUUCCUUGGACGGAAAUCGCCAAAGCGCUGCUGGGGCGAUCGAACAAGGACUGUCGCAAGCGAUGGCUUAAGAUUGACCCGCGGUGGAAUGGUGGGCACCGGCAGCUGGAUGAAGAGCUGCGGCUGACUGAGGCCGUUAUGAGGCACGGCUAUUCGUGCGUUCAAGACUCAUAUUACCUUAUGUUCAUGGCUUUUGUCUCUAAUCUCAAGUUGGUUUACAGCAAGAACUCCCGGAUAGAUCGCGGCUGGACUUGGGCAACCAGGAUGUUCCUGCCAGAUGGUUUCAUGGACUUAAGCGGCAUGAUGCCGCCGACUCUGCGGACAGAUAUUGAGAUCGAAACUGCUACGCCUCCUAGUACACGCAUGGAUAGAGGUCAAAGGGUGUUGAUCGUUCUCGAAGAUGUGGAGAACACCACAAACGACACAUUAAAUAUAAUCUGGAGCAUAAGCUCAAUGCUACAAUCAAACCUAAUCAACUUUCGCACAGCAUAA